AUGCACAACGAGCUACCAAAAAUCCACAUCAAGGUGUUUUCUGGUGACUACAAAGAGUGGCCAGCGCUUAAAAACAUCUUCGAGAGUACGAUCCACAGCAAACAGCAUUUAACAGCAAUACAAAAGUUCCUUUACUUAAAAACGUACAUUACUGGGGAAGCAGCGGACUUGAUUCGUCAUAUGCCAAUAACGGAUGCUGCUUAUGAGGCUGCUUGGAGUUGCCUAACUGAGCGAUACAACAGACCACGUCACAUUGUCAACACUCUACUGGAAACGUUUGUGAAUCUCCUUUCGACAUCCAGGGCAGAUGUUGCAGUUCUGCGCAAGGUUACCGACGGAGCCACGGAGAUUGUACGAGGAUUGGAUGCAGCAGGGCAAACUAACAGGGACUGCUGGAUCAUACACUUCAUUCUGGCCAAAAUCGACGCUGAAACUCGACGCAAAUGGAUUGAGGGAAGCCGGGAACUUGAAUCUCCGUCUGUGGAUGAUUUACUCAAGUUUGGCGCACCACAACUGAGCAAAGCAAAGCGUUCGUCCCAUGCCUUAGUAUCGAUGGAAGAUAAUGCUUGUGUGAAAUGUAACUCUAAGGAGCACAAGAUCUACGGUUGCCCAUUAGCAUUAAUCGACCAGAGACGCACAUUUGUAAAGACAAAAUCCUUGUGUUUCAACUGUCUUAAGCUUGGGCAUAUAUCACGCAAGUGUGAAUCCAAAUUCACAUGCAAGAUUUGCCAUAAUCGCCAUCACUCGCUGCUACAUGCAGAUAUUCCUGGAUCGCCAGCCGCUGUGACCACGACACAGCCACAUACUGAUGAAAGGCACGUCUCAAGCGCUCCCGAAGAUGCUACGGUGACCAUCAGCCAUAUUACUCGCGCGCAAGCGGGUCCCACAGCUGAGUCCUUGUGCAACGGAUCAACAACGGCUACACAGCCCCAAGGGCUAAGGAAAAGUGCAUUGCCAACAGCUCUGGUAUUUGAAAAAACCGCAAAGGGAUCGCACAUUACAUGUCGGGUACUUUUGGAUAGUGGUUCGGAACUGUCGUACAUCUCAGAGAGGUGCGUACAGGCACUUGGUCUGGCACGCUCGCCCUCACGCAUUGUAGUGUCUGGAAUUUCAUUGAUCAAGGCGGAGAUAACUAGAGGCUGCAGCACACUGGACAUGCAGUCAAGAAUCUCAGAUCACACAAUGAAGGUACACGCACACGUACUCAGCAAAAUUACUCCCACGUUAGCAAGACACGAUAUCGAGGCCUCAGCACUCAAGGCAUUUGCUGGCUUUGAGCUUGCGGAUUCUGAUUAUUAA
Molecule: messenger RNA, 1299 nt
Organism: Drosophila takahashii
Lineage: Eukaryota; Metazoa; Arthropoda; Insecta; Diptera; Drosophilidae
Molecular function (GO): zinc ion binding; nucleic acid binding
Source: RefSeq, a predicted model, not a curated record